Molecule: messenger RNA, 637 nt
Organism: Pecten maximus
Lineage: Eukaryota; Metazoa; Mollusca; Bivalvia; Pectinida; Pectinidae
Exons: 2
Coding region: 67-513 (148 amino acids)
Source: RefSeq, a predicted model, not a curated record
AAGCGUAUACAGGACAUUGAUGAAGACGAAUCCGAGGUGUUCCGAUUAAGUUGUAUAAGAAAAAUAAUGCUGAACGUUGUCAGCAUGAAUUCGAAGCUCGUGAGCCGUUUUCGAAGCCUUCGGACCACCAACAAGUUUAUUGACAGCAUAAACAGACCAAAUAAAAGAUGUGUGCACAAAUGUGUUGUACACUGUCAGGAAGAACAAAAAGAGAUCCCAAAUGAGAUGAAAGAGUAUUGGAAAAGAAGAGAAAGACUUCUUGCAUCAAAUCCAGUAAAAUAUUCCACAGAAAAAGCUUCCAAAUGGGACAUGAAAACAAUGGGAACUGUUUCAAAGAAAGUUCCCUUUCAUAGGAGUAUGAGUGCUAUUUUCAGUUUGAUAGUGUUGAUCAUCUAUUUGAUAAAGCGUGAAGAGAACGACUUGGAUGAAGGUAUUAUGAAUGAAGGGAAAACUGCAGAAGAAUUUCAAGAAUACCUCAACAAACUGAAAGAAAAAAAAGAGAGGAAAAGAUAAUUAUUAAGAGCACUAAAUUAUAAGGUUCUGUUUGAUACUAGUUGACAUUUAUUAAUAACAACACUAUAUUUGUGGUGGGUAAUUUGAUAUACAUAGUGGAUGGAAAUAAAAUAAUUAAAAUUAA